Messenger RNA from Mizuhopecten yessoensis (Yesso scallop), 6410 nucleotides. Its product is annotated as aftiphilin-like. Bases 159 to 3332 code for a protein of 1057 amino acids. Gene Ontology annotation, cellular component: trans-Golgi network membrane; AP-1 adaptor complex. Gene Ontology annotation, molecular function: clathrin binding. Lineage: Eukaryota; Metazoa; Mollusca; Bivalvia; Pectinida; Pectinidae. The transcript has 10 exons. The record is from RefSeq and is a predicted model, not a curated record. Gene Ontology annotation, biological process: intracellular transport.
GAAAUUAUCCACUAUGGCAGCUGUUUUGUGUCGUGUUCACAGUUGACAUGCAAAGGGCUAGUAUUUCUUUGCAGGGCUAGCUGCAGCUGCUGUCAAAGAAAUGUGCACCAUGUGAACGUUAGCCAGUUAUUUUUGAAGAGUUGUGACUGACAGCCAAGAUGACCAACUUUAUCCCCAUGGUAUCAUCGUCGCCUCCUCCUCUAGAAGAUGGGGGAGGAGGAGGGUUCAAUGAGUGGGACGAUGAAGAUGAUGACUUUGGAACAUUUGCAACUGCUACAAACGGAAAUGAUUUCCAGGCCUUUUCUGAUCAGUCAUCAGCUGAUCAAUGGAAUAACAUUCCUGAUAUGCCAUCUGUACCUCCAAAUUGUGAAUUCGGAAAAUUUGCAGAUUUUAGCAAUUUUGAAAGUGACUCAAAGAUAGACUGUAUGCAAAAUGGUGACAUGACUCCAGAGGCAGUGGAUAAUGACACGCUCAGUAACGAUUCCAAAGAAGGAGAUAACGAAGAUAAAGGUGAUAGUUCCAAUAAAUCAGGUGGUAUGAAAUUGUCCUUAAAAACGGUGAAUGACUUUGUAAAUAAUGACAAUGUACAAGAAAGCCCAGUAAUGCCUUGUGAUGACAGUGAUCAGCAGAAAAAAAUGCACAAAAGUCAGUCAGACAAUCUGGACAGCAUCAGUAGUGUGAUAUCUGCAGGGGACUCGGGACUGUGUAGUACUGACAUAUCACCCGUCCCUCAGUCAGACGACAAUGUCGGACCAGAGGACAACAGUCAGGAAUCUGAUCCCGAUGACUUUGGCGAUUUCCAUUCUGAUUCCUCUGUAGGGAAAGAGGCCUUAAGAGGCAGCACAGAAAACAUGGAAGUGAUAGAAGAAUGUGGAGGAAAUGUUUCAAUGGUUAACAGUGAAAACAAUGACAGCAGUGCAAAUUCUAAUAACCAAGUAGCAAACGGGAUGGGACCUGAAAGUGUCGAGGACCGAGAAAUUAGAACUAGUCAAUUAAAUGGAGACAGUAACUGUGAUUCUGUAUCAGAACAGGAAGUACAUGAGCGUGUGUCACCUUUAAGUCACUGUGAGAAUACAAACCAGUACAACAGUCGCACCUCACCUAUUGACAAAGAUGACCAUUCUAAAAAGGAGGAGUCCUUAUGUCCAGAAGAAACAGAUGAAGAAAGAUGGGCCGAAGGUCCAGAUACAGAAGACAGAUUGGGCAUUGGUCAGAGUCCUGACGCAGGGAAAGAGAAUCAGAAGGCAGUUGUUGACAUAGAGGAGAGGUGUCUGGUAGUUGAUCCAGACACUGUAGAGGAUACAAAAAAUGUUCAAGACCAAUCUAACACAGACAAUAGACAUCAUUGUGGGAAUGUUGUUUCUGAUGAAACGAAGGAAGAAUGUCAUAACGAGAUUGACAGUGAAAAAAGUGAACUUGUAAGGACAUGUAGUGCUAUUAAGGCAGUGGCAGAACGAGAUGUUAACCAUGAGUCCACCAUGAUAACUUUGAAACAUUCUGAUGCCCCAGUAUGUGAUGAAGCUGAGGACGAUAAAACAUUCCAUGAAGUGGAUGACAAUGAAACAGAUUGUGGAGGCACUGAACAAUUGCAAGACAUGAAAGAUUCUGGAUUCGUUUUUGCGGAUUUAAGUUCGUCAGAAGAGGAGAACUGUGAAAAGAAAGAGCAGGAGCCUGAAGCCAAACUCGACGAAAACUGUGAUAUUUCUAAGCAAACUGUCGAUAAUAAUGAAGACUUUAAUGUGAUUGACAAUGAAGAGUGGUGUGAAGAUUCUGUUUCUCCUGGAAGUAAAGAAGUACAGGCGACUGAGAAUGACAUCAUUAAACCACAACCCUGUCCUGGUUCAGAUGAUGAGUUUGAUGACUUUGCUGACUUCAGUUCAGCUCCUUCAUUCAGUGUACAAGAAGGAUGUGAGGUCAAGUCAGGUGAUGUUUCUGUAAAUGAAAGAUCACCAUCAACAAUUAAUGAACAAAAAUCAGCUGUUCAGGACAUAAACUAUGAAGAUGAGGAAGAAUUUGAUGAUUUUGCAGAUUUUCAUAGCAGUAAACCUGUAGAAUUAGAUAUCCAGCUAUCCAAGCCAUUGCCACAGGAAGUUACAGGUGGCAAUGAAAAAUCAGAAAGUUUGGAUGGUGACUCAGGAAAUUGUAAUAAAGAUGAUGUUGACGAUGAUUCUGAUAGUUUUGCUAAUUUUGGUACAUCGUUUACUUCUAAAUCAAGUGAAAAUAAUUCAGGUACAAGUGCAGUUGUUACUGAUGAGACUAAAUCUGGAUCAGACAGCUUUGCUGCAUUUCCUUCAGCAUCUGCAGCUGAUGGUGAUCAUGACGAUGAAGAUGAUUGGGCAACAUUCCAAGCGCCACCUACACUGGACCAGGUUGGUGCUGGCAGUAAUGACGAUGAGGACUUUGGAGAAUUUGAGGACUUUGACAAUGCUGGAAAACCCAAGGGUUCCUCGACCAGUAGUGCUGGGGACUUUGCCACCUUCAAACAGCCUGAACCAGUAGCGGUAAAGCCAGUAGAAAAGCGUACGUCACGUGAAGUGAUCAACUGUUGUUUUCCUGAAUGUGAUGGGACAGACCUGGAUGACUCUGCAACCAAUAAAAUGCCUCUCCUUCUGGACGACUGUUUUAAUGGGGAUGUGGCUGUGGAGGAUAAAACUACAACUGGACCACUGAUAUGGCUCAAGUUGAAGUCUCCCAAUAGUACCAUAGAGAUAUCCAAGUUGUGGUCUGAUUCUCACAGCAAUGGCAAACUGUUUACCACACUACGCAUAGACACCCGCAAUAUUCUGUUAGGUCACCGGAAGCCAUCAGUUCCCGUGUAUGCUGCCAAUCUGACCCUGCUGGAGCCUACCAAGGGCCCCACACCUCCGUCCGAGACGGCAGACACCAACAAACUUGUGGACAUGACAAAGGUCGAUGACAAGCCAGCCAGUCAGGAUCUCCCGCCUGUACAGUUUGAUUGGACCAAUAGUGGGCUUACUAACCCCCUGGAAGGCAGUGAACAUGACAUCGCAGCAGAAAUUGCCAACAGUAAAAGCCUUGAAUUGGAUUUUUUAGUUGUCAAAGAAGCAGAAGCGGUCGCGAAGAUGGGAGAUGAGUGGGAUUGGGUUUUCGACUCCGAGUUGAUGCAUGGCCAGCGUGAUCCUAAAGCAGCCAUGCAGCCACUAGAGAACAUCCUGGCCAACCUGAAGAGCAGCUCUACUAUCCGACCGGCGCGGCCAGCAGAGAACCUAACCCCAGAGGCAACAAAAGUCAUCACCUCCCUCCCAAGCCUCUCGUUCAUGCAGGCGAGAUCCCUCAUGUUCCCGUUUAAACAGAGCUCUGAUGUGGCAUGAACAUGACCAAUAUUUCAUGGCUUAGAAUUGUAAAUACUGACCAUGGUCAUGAUGUUCCUUUUUCAGACAACACUAUCGCGUGGCAGGACAGCAACCAACUUUCCCUGGCUUAGAUUUGGUGAAUUAUGACCUUGGUCAGGAUUUUCUUUUGUAAAAACAAUGCCGUGAUGUGGCACCAACUUUCAAUGGCUUAGAUUUAAUGUACCUGGUAGUCUACAGACCCACUGUAGUAUCAGAACUGCAACAUAACUUAAUAUGAUGUAACAGGUUGUCCAUAUCAAAACUCUGGUGAUCAUGAGGCGUGUACAAGCUGGACCUGACCAAUCACCUGGUAUACACAAGGCAUGGCUCUCGGACCCCAGUCUAUCCUGUGUAGUAUUGCCUGUAUUGGUAACAAAUACGGACAUCAAGGGCAGACAACUCACUCUUGUACACAACAAAAUUUUAAAGCAGUUUGUUUUUACUGAAGAUAUAGACUAGUAUGAAUAGAAAAGGCUUGUUUCUUUAUGUGCUCACGAAAAGCUGUGAAUAAAAAACAAAUGUUUUAAUUUUUAAAAUGGAGAAAUGACCCAGGGCUGAAUGACCACACAAGUCACUUUUUUUCUGACUAAUGUAUAUUUUGUUAUUUGUUGUUAAAGUGAUAUUUUAUAGAUUUUCGUGUUACAGUUUUUGAUGUCUAUGUGUUACGAUCCCCACUGAAACUUCACUACAUCGAUAGAAACCUCCACUUCUACAUGUAAAUAAUGUGUAUUUGUGUUGUCUGCUGAAGGCACUGGGCUAUUAUUUGACCCCUACCGCAAGGCCCCUACUGGUUCAUUCCAAGGUCAACCAAAUAAAAUCAACAGCAUCACCUACUGAGAAACAUUUUAACUUCUUAAAAGGGAAAAUUUAAAAUACAAAUUAAUGGUUAUUUGCAAACGUUCUGUUAUGCAUAAUCAUUCCUAUUGGAGAUAAUAUUUCAAGAUGUAUGUACAUUUAGGAUAGAUUACUUUUGUAAACAAGAAAUUGCUCUUCAAAAUACUACUGUCUGGACAAUGUGUGUCAAAUGUGAAAGUGUGAAGAUCAUUUGUUAAAUGAAGCAUUUAAAAAUUUAAAAUUAAGUAUGCUAAACCUUACUUACAUUAUAUUAUAAUGUAUAGACCAAUUGCUUCUUGAAUCAUGUAUGGAUAAAGGGAGACAAUUUAGUACUAGUCAAUGUGGACUUCUAGUUUGUAUUGCUAUAUGUGAUGACAGUAUUCGUAGUCAGCUGUAAAACCAUGCUGUGAGAUUAUUGGUGUUGUACAUUGUGCUUAUACUAGUUGAGAGCCCACAGACAGCUUUAUGGUGUAUGUUUUAAGCAGGGGAAGGGUACGGCUUUACUUAGGCUAGUUCUACUGCACAAGGUAUAGAUUUAGACUAGUAAUUAGACAGAGUCAACAGUCGGAUAUAUUUAUAACCAUUGUAACCAAGAUGGUGUCAGUUUGUACUGACAGAUCCUAGAUUUUUGAAAGGUGUGAGCACAAAUUCUGUAAUAGGGUUAACUUCCAAGAAAACAUCACUAGUAUGUUACAUAAAAAAAUACCAUUUCAGUAUGAAAAAGAUUGGGUCAGCUCCCCACCACAACUCUAAGAUACUGGUUGAAGAACCUUCCAUGUGUUGUGGAUGGUGUGACCUGCCAAAUGAAAAAUCCACCAUGUACAAAAUGUUCAACUGACCUGACUGACCUCUUUUCAUCAGUUAUAACUGUGAUGCAUUCCUACUUUAAAUGUGAUAAUAGUGUGUAGAUUAUGAUCAGCACUUGUAGAGAUAAAGCAGAUUUUGUCCUGUAUUUGUAUGUUUCCAUGUUGUGGCUGGGCUGUAUACAGACCACUGUAGUCCAGCUCCAACUGUUAGACAGUGGCCCACAUACACAUUGUACCAUACAUCUGAUGUCUACACAGUUCAGCCUUGUUAGUAUAGUAAAGAUUAUCAUUAGAGUGUACCAUUGGUCUGUUGGGUUAAUUUAUAGAACACCAUCAAAACAGAAUGGUUUGAAAUGAUAGCAAUGUAUUGUGACAUAUUAUUCAAAAUUAUAAAAAAAAAAAAGUACCAGGGAUGAAUAUAUAUAUAUAUUUUUGCUAAAAACUCGAAAUUAAUAUAAAUAUAACCAUCAACUAUUAUAGCAGUCUUUAUACACUAAAGCUCGUAGACUGAAUAUUGAAAGUACUUUUUUGAGCUUCAUAUUGUUACUUCUACCUACAAACAACUGAUAAGAUUUCUGCAUUACUCUGCUGUUAAAUACCAGCUAUAUUUCUCUUUUUUUUUUUUUUUAAUUGCUGUUGUCAAUUCAUGCUUCCUGCAUUAUUCACAAAGAUGAAGUAAUUAAAUUUGUAGUUUUAUUACUUGAACAAUACCUGGUACAGGUAUGUGUAUAUGUAUUGUUUGAUACGUAUACAUCAGCACUUUUGUGUUCCCCUUACACUGGAACAUUGGGUUUUAUCAACCAUUGGUCUGUACUUAAACGAAACCUGUAAGUUUAUCUUGUGUAGGAGAUAAGAUCAGAACAAAUGUGUUUGGCAUGUUAUAAUUGAGAUUUGUGUAGUGAACAUGAGUACAAUGCAUUAUACUGGCUAUUUAUAUUUUCCAGAUUGGAUGCUUUUUUCUGUUUUGUGAAACUUGUUUAUCAAUGAUUGUUUUUAUUAUUACAAAUAAGCAUUUAUGAUGCAUUUGCUGUACGUUUGAUCUAUAGUAAUAAUAGGCCUACAUUGUAAAAAUAACGUUUAUAACAAACGUACGCGUUUAUGAACGUGUUUCACAGUAAAACUGCCUUCAGUAAGUUAAACAAUAUCCUGGUUAUGUUUACUGUAAUUCAUUUACAUAAUCAGAUGUCACUUGUGGGAGGAAUUUAAAGCAAAAUAUUUUGAUGCUGUCAAAUUCUUGAAUAAAUUAUGACAUUUUCCAACAGUAGGAGUCUGGAACAAUAUCAGUGUAAUCACAAGCCCAUUAGAUUUCUGUUGUGCUCCUGUACUUAUUCUUACUUGUAAUCUAUAUCAAUCAAAUUAUUUAUUCAUCAAGUGUAAAUAUGUAAAAUAUGAGUUUUGUAAUGAAAUGUACAAAAUC